Hippocampus comes (tiger tail seahorse) is the source of this 760-nucleotide messenger RNA. RefSeq names its product heat shock protein, alpha-crystallin-related, b6 (gene hspb6). Lineage: Eukaryota; Metazoa; Chordata; Actinopteri; Syngnathiformes; Syngnathidae. Gene Ontology annotation, biological process: response to heat; protein refolding; negative regulation of apoptotic process. Bases 16 to 576 code for a protein of 186 amino acids. The transcript has 4 exons. Gene Ontology annotation, cellular component: cytoplasm; nucleus. The record is from RefSeq and is a predicted model, not a curated record.
AAUUCCCAACUCAUUAUGCAACUCCAGUAUAUAACCCGGCUAUGCUCAGCAGCCCGCAGUCACUCCAAAUCACACUCAGCACGAGGAACACUUGAUACUCCACUACACUCCACUGAAGAGAAAGAUCUGACAAUGGAUUUUAUCCAACCGUCCACACUCCCCGUUGGUGGCAUCCAAUGGGAGAAGGUUUUACCGACACUUUUUCCUCGUCUCCAUGGGACUUACGGACAAUAUAGCUGGACACCCCAACUGCUAAUUCCAGAGAUUGAUAGUACCACGGCUGCAGAGGCAAUUUGUGAUGAUAGUGGAUUUAAAGUUCAAGUGGAUGUCAAACUUUUUAACCCCAAGGAUCUCCUGGUCAAGGUGGUAGGAGAUUUUGUAGAGGUACAAGGGAGGCACCAAGAAGAAAAGAAAGAUAGUCCUGGGAUGACAACACGGCAGUUUAACCGGCGCUAUCGAAUUCCAAAGGGAGUAGACACCAUGGCUUUGGAAUCAGCAGUUUCCCCAGAUGGUGUCCUGAUCAUAUCUGCACCCAUGCUGCAAACAGAGAUGUCCAGGUCUCAGCCAUUCUCAUAAAAAAAAAACAUAUUUGUUGGAUUCUGAUAUGGCGCAGUCUCAGAUUUGUAAAUAACGCCAUUGCACAUCAACCUUCCAUAUUUUAAGAAUGCACACUUUGUAAAUAUUGGUGAUAUGUGUGAUGAUGAACUUUUUAUUGUAUUGUAUUCCUUCCAUAAUGUCAAUAAAUUACAUACAAAAAUCA